AUGAAGCUUGGAAUAUAUGAAGUUGGGAUCAUUCCAUAGACUUUUAAAGCAUAAUAUUUAGAAGUGCAAGCAUUUGUUUAAUGGCAAUAUUUGGGAAAAAAUACAAUGUCUACAAUUUUCAUUUCACUUUUAGAUAAUUUUAUUGCAAAUGACAAAUACUAAACAAUGGCGCAAUUGGCUAAACCUAGAAGCAGUUAUCAAAAUGCAAAUAAUAUUAAGAUUUCAUAACUUAUUUAUAGUCUGCUGAAUAAGUAAAUAAAUCCGAAAGAAUUUUUCUUAUAGCUAAAAAUGAUUGAUAGUUCAAAUGAUAAGGGAGGAUACUUAUUGGAAGAGUUUUGCUAAUUGUAAGGUUUAAAAAAGAUUCCGAAUAACUAACCUUAACUUAUUGCAAGCAUUGCUCACUUUUUUUCCAUUUCUAUAAAUUUCAUUAGACAGACCAUUAUAGGUAAUUCUAAUAAAUCUAGAAUAUUGAUUUUUUAAUAAGCAGAAGGUUACUUUUUAAUCAAAUAAAGUAAUCCUGUGAUUUAAUAUAUAAACCAACGCUAAUAAAUAUGUCAAAUGUGUUCAAUGAGACAAGAUGAUUAUUUUGUCACUUAAUGUCUACAUGUAUGUUGCUUUAAAUGUUUAAAUGACAAGUUAAAAAAGGCAAAUUCAUCACUUUUUAUUAUCUGCAAUAAUGCUUGCAUGUAAAAAAUAUAAAUAAGAGAUAUUCAACAAUAUUUAAGUAAGGAACUCAAUACAUAAAAGUAGCAACUAGAAUAGUCAGUUAACUUAUCAAAAUCGUAAUAGUUCACCACUAAUGACAACUCAAAAUCCAACCCAAAUUAUCCUGUAGAAAAUUACAAGAUAAAUUCAGUUUAUUAUAACAACCUUAUAGAUUCAAAAUAAUAAUAAUAGAAAUGCAAUUAUUGUUAAGACCAAAAUGCUAACAAAUUAUUUAUUAAUAAUUCAUGUGGUCAUAAAUUUUGCGAUGACUGUUUCAAAAGAAAAAUCAUCUCUAAAAACUAAAAAUGCCCAAUAAAAGAUUGUUAUAGAUAAGUUGAUCUUUCACUAUAUUAAUAAAGAGGCUAGCUAGAAAAGGAAGCUACUUAAAACUCAUAACCUAUUUCUUCAUAAAAUUAGCAGUCUACAUAUCCUUAAAAUUAGAUGUCUACAUAUCCUUAAAAUUAACUGCCUACAUAUCCUUAAAAUUAACAGGUGGCUAGGUGUAGUAAAUGUAACAGUGAAUACAGUUCGAACAGUUUGUAUAAAGAUAAAAAAUGCAUGCAUUUUAUCUGCUUCUCCUGCAUUUAGUUGUAAGUUUAAAGGUUGCUUUUGAAACCAUCAAAUUAAUAUUUUGUUACUUGUCCUUUAUGUAAUAACGUAUAUGGAAGAGAGUUUGAAAAAUUCUAUGACUAAUCUCAACUACGUUUGGUAGAAGAGAGAAUUAAAUUUGAUGAAUAAUUUCAGAAGGAAGAUAAGGAAAGGGAAAUUAAAUAAAAAUAAUAAUAGCAAAUACUUCAAUAAUAAUAGUAAGAAGAGUUAUUACUAUAACAAUAAUCACCAUACAAGAAAAUCGAGAAGUCUCCUUCUGGAAGUAAUGAUACUCAAAAAUAAUAAUCAUAAAUAUACUCACAAAAUGAUAAAUAAAAUAAUUCUUCAUCGGCCAAAGACCUUGUAGAAUAAAAAUAACCUAGUAAAACUAAGGAAGGGUUUAACCAAUAAGAAUAAGGAGAAUGCACUAUGUGUUUUACAUAAUUUUCAGAAUUUAAUUUAAGAUAAGAAAUUGAUUGUUAAUACCAUACUAUAGGAGUUUGUUGUAGGACGAACUGUGAAAGGUGUCCAUAGUGUGAAGCAAAAAAUUCAAAUCCUAGGAGUCUCAGAAUAAAAUGUAUUAAUUAAAACAUUAUUAGCAAAAUUGGUUUUAUAAACAUUCACUUAAAAGGUGGAAUUUAUAAGCUCGUCCAAUAUCUAUAACUCUUCAAACAAGCAAUAUAAUUACGGAAAUGCAGAUGAUAACUCAAGAUGGAACUCUCGAGUUAAUGUAGCUUAAAGUCAAAUCAAACCAUAAUAACGAAAUAGCACUAUGGACAAUAACCUUUUCAGAAGUCAGGGUUUAUAAAGUAAUGUAGUAGGUGUGUAUGGCGCAGGAUACAAAUAUUAUUGA
Paramecium octaurelia is the source of this 2146-nucleotide messenger RNA. The record is from the annotation of a GenBank genome assembly. Lineage: Eukaryota; Ciliophora; Oligohymenophorea; Peniculida; Parameciidae.